Molecule: messenger RNA, 1863 nt
Organism: Gasterosteus aculeatus aculeatus (three-spined stickleback)
Lineage: Eukaryota; Metazoa; Chordata; Actinopteri; Perciformes; Gasterosteidae
Biological process (GO): mitochondrial electron transport, cytochrome c to oxygen
Cellular component (GO): mitochondrion; respiratory chain complex IV
Source: RefSeq, a predicted model, not a curated record
CCUUGGACUUUUCUACAUUUCGUCAUGGUAUAACCAAAGAUUCAAAUUGAUUUGAAAUGGGAUUUUAUGGACUAAAACAAAAUUGUCCAGCAUCUGAAAGUUGGGAAAAAGUUUUCAUGGAUUUCAAAAUGAUUUACAAAUACAAAUCUGAGCAGUGUUGAGUGCAUUAGUAUUCACCCCCUUUACUGUAAAACCCCUCACAAAGAUCUGGUGUGACCAAGAUCACACAAGUCACAUUUACAAGUCUUAUAAAUCGUGAAUAGGGUCCACCUGUCUGUAAUAUAAUCGCAGUAUAAAUACAUGUUUUCUGUGGAGUGUGUUAGAGAGCAUUACUGAGCAAAGAGCAUCAUGUAGACCAAGGAGCUCACCAAAAGGCUCAGGGAUGAAGUCGUAGCUAAGUAUGAAGCACGGUUAGCUUAUAAAAAACAUCCCACGCGUUGAACUUUUCACAGAACACCAUAAAAUCCAUCAUCAAAAAAUUGAAAGACUGUGGCACAACCACAAACCUACCAAGAGAAGGCCGUCCACCCAAACAGACACAAAGGAGAAAAUAAAUCUGAAGCAACCAAGAGGCCCAUGGGAACUCUGGAGCAUCAUGCCGCUCUUCAGCAGCUACAGGGAAACUAGUCAGAAUGAGGGAAAGCUCGAGAGAGGCAAAUACGUAGCAAUAUUUGAACUAAAAGGGCGUAUGGAGACUGGCGGAGGUUCGUCUUCUAGCAGGACAAUGAUCCUAAACAUACAGUCAGAGCUACCUGCCUUGACAAAGCACACACCUCAAUCAAAUUGAGAAUCUAUGGCGAGAUUUGAAAAUGGCUGUUCAGAGACAGUCUCCAUUGACUGACAGAGCUUCAAGAAGAAAGGACGAGAACAUUUCCUUCUCUAGAUGUGCAAAGCUGGUGGAGAUAUUCCCCAAAAUACUUGCAGCACUUCUAGGUGCUAAGUGUGUGUGGGGGGGGUCUAUUUUUCUGUUAUCAUUGUUUGUGUCACAAGAAAAGGUAUUUUGCACCGUCUAUUUGAAUUCUAUUUGUAACAGAACCAAAUGGGAUGUAAUGUACCCUGGUACUCUAUAGUACUGUCUCAUCGUGUUUGUGAUGUAGCAGGGAUUUUAACCAGUAGCUCUGUUCCUGUUUGUUCUGGAGAUGGAAUCUAAUCAGAUGCAGCUGCAGACCAGCUGCUCUGUUUACUGUCCUUUCUAACGUCUAACGCCACUUCUCUGACAGCACGCAAACAAGAUGUCAUUUUAGAUAUAUUUCUGAUUUUUUACUAAUUUUACUAACCCUUUUAUCAUAUUUAUUUAGACUUACUGAUAUAUUUGGGGUAAGUUAAAAGUUUCCUAAUUACAAUUCAGAAAAUUAAGAUGACCUCCACUAACUCCCUCCUCCUAUCUCCUCCCACUUCCCUACCCUCCACCGCUCCCUUCCGAUCCAGCCACAGUGGUCAAAGUGAAAUCUUCGCCACCAGAGAACGGUCAAUCAGAAACAGAAAAUCAGAGUUCAACAGGUGUUGCUUACUUACACGGUGUGUGUUUGUUGUGGUAACAAUGGCGAGUGUUGUCCUGAGGAGGAUGAAGACUUUAACUCCACCAAAAGAAAUAGUGAAGCAGACAAAGAAGAUGAUCUACAGUAAACCUCCGAGAAACAAGAUCGGAGCCGCACAGAGUUUCUUGGUCAUGUCGCUGUUUGCAGCAGCCAUGUUGACUCCGGCUGCCUGGAUCCUUCAUCACCUCCCAGAGUACCGCCAGCGGUCCCAAGCGAUGCCGAGAGACUGAUCCUGUUCAUCUUCACCGCAGGGCGUUCGCUCAGCAGUACAUUCUGAACUGCAAUCAAUAAACAUAAACUUUAAUCAUUAAACAAAGUGAAAAUA